CCACCAAAGACAGAAGCUUCCGCCUGGCUGACCAGGCACUUCAACGGCGCUGGAAUUCAAAUCUCAGUCCAGCUGUUCUGUGACUAUCUUCAGGGCGUAGAAGUGCUGAAUCUUCUUCCGUCAGAAGAUGCUUAUCGAAUCCCAGUGGGAUUAAUCCAGUGAUUUGGCCAUGUCUCAAAUGUCUUUCCAGUCCACUCAGCAUGAGGAUUCACUUUCUGGAGAUUCCGUGGAGAAUUUCUGCAAGAAGGUGCUGAAAUCCCGCGUCUUCCUGGGCGAAUUCAAGGAGAAGCGCCUCGUCUCGUCCCUGGAGAGCUACCGGGACGUCAUUGUUGUUGACGUGCAGAGUGAAUCGGCGAUUGCCAAUGAUCUGGACAUCGUUUAUGGGAAGCUGAUUGAAUGGCUGGGCGAAAGGAAUGACAAUCACUGGAUUGGACUCACCAGGACUUCUAGUCAGCCGAAGGGCGGCUUGCAGACUGUGCUGGUGUGGACGGAGCUGGACUCCUUCUACCCAUUCGGCAAGUACUGGUUCCAGAUCAAGACAGUGCGCUUCCGGGAACAUGAAAUUCUUCUUAAGCUGAAAGUUCUGCGAUCGGCAGAAGAGCCCACGCCGCGGGGAAAUGACCAGGAAGUGCCGUUCAAGUGGGAGGACAUCGAUUGGCCUCUGUUUGAGCGCAUAGGCAGGGAUUCGGCUGCCUGGGCAAAGAAGCAGCUGACACAUUUCCUCGUUUUCUUGCUCUCUGUGCGCGUGAAUGCCGGACAAAUCGUUGCGGCCAUCAAGAUGAUUGUUUUGGGCGUGGUGUUCGCGGUCGCGUCCAGCAUCCAGGCCAUUCAGCUGCUUGGGAACUUCAGUCUGCGCUUUGUUGAGGAGACACGGAAGUGCAUUCACGUUCUCACGCCCUUAAUCCUGGGCACUUUGGACAUCUUCUCUAAGAUCGUUGGCGGUUUUUAUAUGCUGAUAGCUAUGGUUUGGCGCGACAGCAUCAAUCUGAAGGUGGGCAACAGGAAUAGAGUCCAGGCGAUUGAGGGGCCGCGAGGCUACAAUCCUCAGAUACCCGGAAGGAGAUCCACAAUGACAAUGUACAGAGAUGUCCGGAGAUUCGUCCAGAGAGACUAGCUUUAAGCUUUUAUGUGGUUAUUCGCGCAUAUUAUCCAGCAUUCGCAAUUGUGUAGUCAAUCACUUUGUUUAGAAACACUUUACAUGCUUUUUGUAAUAAAAAUCACUCUUAUUUAUUCA
Phlebotomus argentipes is the source of this 1234-nucleotide messenger RNA. RefSeq lists its product as uncharacterized. The coding region runs from base 170 to 1114 and encodes 314 amino acids. The transcript has 2 exons. Lineage: Eukaryota; Metazoa; Arthropoda; Insecta; Diptera; Psychodidae. The record is from RefSeq and is a predicted model, not a curated record.